Molecule: messenger RNA, 1575 nt
Organism: Exophiala bonariae
Lineage: Eukaryota; Fungi; Ascomycota; Eurotiomycetes; Chaetothyriales; Herpotrichiellaceae
Exons: 3
Coding region: 1-1575 (524 amino acids)
Biological process (GO): transmembrane transport
Cellular component (GO): membrane
Molecular function (GO): transmembrane transporter activity
Source: RefSeq, a predicted model, not a curated record
AUGCAUACUGAAGAGAAAACCACUAUCUCCCCCGAGGAAGCCGAGUCUGGCUUUGAUGCAAAAGAUGGGCCAACAUCAAACAGUGCGGAAGAAGAUGUUGCCCUUAAGAUUGUGAACGAUUCAUACAUCGGCACGAUUUCUGCGGCGGAGGAGAGGCGCGUCGUACGCAAGAUCGACUGGAUAAUCAUGCCAAUGCUCAUUGUCACCUUCAUGAUACAAUAUAUCGACAAAGUCAUCCUCAACGGCGCCGCGCAGGUAGGUAUCAUUCAAGACUUGGAUCUGUACACCGUCCAGGGCAUCAAUCCUCAUACCAACGAACCAAUAAUCAACCUCAAGAGGUUUUCCAAUGUAACAAUGAUCUUCUAUUGGGGUUGUCUGGCGGCCUUGCUUCCGGCGUCGUACCUGGCGCAGCGGUUGCCGAUUGCGAAAUUUCUCGGGUGCACAGUCAUUGUUUGGGGGGCAGUAGUAAUGCUUACCGUCCUUUGUACGGGAUAUCGCGGUUUCCUCGCAGCAAGGUUUUUUCUCGGCGUUACAGAAUGCGCGGUCGCUCCAGGAUUUUCCAUCGUCAUUGCAAUGUGGUGGAAGAAGGCAGAGCAGCCUCUCCGAUUCUCGAUAUGGUACACAUCUUGUGGCUUUGGGUCUUUGGUAGGCUCUCUGCUCGUUUACGGGAUUGGUCAUAUCCACGGCAGCCUCCAACAAUGGAAAUACCAAUACCUGAUUCUGGGUGCCGCCACCAUUUUAUGGGGUCUCUUUCUGGUCGUUACAUUGCCGGAUAAUCAGACCACUGCCCGUUUCUUCAAUGACCGGGAGAAAAUUGUCUCUGUUGAAAGGAUGCGCUCCGAGCAGACUGGCAUCGAGAACAAAAAGUUCAAAUUAUACCAGGUCAAGGACGCACUUACAGAUCCUAAGACGUGGAUGAUGUUUUUCACAACCUUCUCUAUACACUUCGUCAAUGGCAGUGUCUCCGGGUUUGGUUCGAUCAUCGUUAAUAGUUUCGGCUAUCCACAUCUCAAGUCCAUUCUUCUAGUGGGCGCAACGGGAGCCUGCGUCGUGGUCACUUUAAUCAUAGCCGGAGCGAUCGGUACGUACACCCAGAACACCCGUACCAUUGUCAUGGCCGUGGUGGAGGUUCCUGUGAUUAUUGGCUCCAUCCUUGUGUGGAAGAUGAAUUGGUCGACUGGUAGAGGCGGUGCUAUCACUGGUUUCAUCCUAUUGGGAUGUUUCGCAGCCGCAUAUAUGAUGAUGCUUGCCCUCGCAGGAGCUAACACAGCAGGCCAUACCAAAAAAGCCUUCACCUCAGGCUUGAUCUGGUGCGCAUGGGGUAUCUCAAAUGGCGUCGCUCCAUUGACUAUUAAAAGUCAGGAGGUACACGAACAUUAUCCCACAUGCUUCAAAGCAACAAUUGCAACGGCAUGCCUAUCGAUAUUUGGUAGUCUCUCACUUCGAGCCUACCUUCAGUGGCAGAAUUCGGUCCGUGAUCGAAAGUUUGGCAGAGUCGAUACAGCUGCAGCUCUCACAGCAGCGUUCAGCGACCAAACUGAUGUAGAGAAUAGCUUUUUCAGGUAUUCGUUGUGA